Triticum dicoccoides is the source of this 695-nucleotide messenger RNA. RefSeq lists its product as uncharacterized. NCBI's taxonomy places the organism in Eukaryota, Viridiplantae, Streptophyta, Magnoliopsida, Poales, Poaceae. The transcript has 2 exons. Bases 47 to 541 code for a protein of 164 amino acids. The record is from RefSeq and is a predicted model, not a curated record.
ACUAUAGGCACCGGAGAAGAGGACGAAGAAAAGCCUCCUUAAGGAAAUGGAAGCAAACAAGAACAAAUCUCAGAUGGCUGGCCUUGAUCUGAAUGCACUACCGGAUGAAUGCACAGAUGCAGUUACCUGGACUGAUGUGCAUUGUUCUGCUUUGGAAGAUAAUGUGUCCCUGGAGGAUGUUAUUAUUUCCAAGAAGCCGCGUCGUGCUUCCUGCCCUGCACCUUUGGAUGUCUCUGAAUUGCGUCGCAGUUCUCGCCGCACCAGGUUCCAAGGAUUUAAGUCUCCAUCUGUUGUUGAUCAUCCCAGGAGGCGCCCCUUAGUCAAGCCUCACCACUCUCCUUCAGCUGCAGCUGGACCACAUCUACCACUGGCGGCCCCUCGUACUGCUAGCCCAUCUGCGCCUGCACCGCCUCCACCAUCCACCACAAUACCCCUUCUCCAGCACAUCGGUGUCUCCUAUUGCAGCAUCUCAGCUUCAGAGCGGUCCGACGAGUGCCUUGUGCAGGCUCCAUCCACUGACGAUGAUGGGAACCCUACCUGAUCGGCUGGAUCUUUUUGGUCAUUGCACCAAGAGUGCACUUAUCUUAGUUUCAUGUCGUGCCGCAAUUCCAUUGCCCCUAGCCCUGUUCAAUAUUUUGCAUGUGGUCCAUCUAAACUUCUUUCAUAUUAUAUGAAUUUUAUUAUUUGGAAGAUCU